AAAUACUUAAUAUUCAGAAUACUCGUGGCAUGUAAACGUGAGAGCUCGGUAAUACUUUCGGAGCACUGCACAUGCGCAGUAAGGACGUGAGUGUUACACUCUCAGUAAUGGCUGUUGGUUGAAAUGGUUCAGUUCCUGCAUUUCUACCUCCGUGGAAUUAUUAACAAAAUUGAAACCGCUAGCCUGGGCUGACCCAAGCUAAAAUGGUUGAUUUUCGACCGGAGAAGCUUCAUGAAUUAGAAAGAAACGCAUUAAAUCUAACACAGGAAUUGUGAACAGGAAACAUGGCAGUGAAGGAUAAACUCAAAGCUGUCUUGAACGUGGGUCUGCGGGUGCCCAGCAUCAUGCUCUUGGAUGUUCUCUACCGAUGGGACGUGAGUUCCUUCUUCCAGCAGAUCCAGAAAAGCCCACUCAACAACAACCCCCUCUUCCAAUACAAAUACCUGGCGCUCAACAUGCACUAUGUGGGAUAUAUAUUAAGCGUCGUUCUCCUGACGUUGCCUCGGCAACAGCUGGUCCAGCUCUACCUGUAUGUUCUCACCGCAUUGCUCCUGUUCGCUGGCCAUCAGAUCUCCAGAGAUUAUGUGCGGAACGAACUGGAAUCUGAAUAUGAUGGUCCAAUAUACCUAGAGCCUCUUACAAUGAAUCGCUUCACAACUGCACUCAUUGGUCAGCUGGUAGUGUGCACUCUCUGCUCUUGCGUCAUGCGCACCAAACAGAUCUGGCUCUUCUCCGCCCACCUGCUGCCCCUGGUGGCACGUCUCUGUCUGGUGCCCCUGGAAACCAUCGUCUUCGUCAACCGCUUUGCCAUGAUCUUCACCGGCCUCGAGGUGCUCUACUUCCUGGCCUCCAACCUGUUGGUCCCCUUCAACCUGGCCAAGACUGCAUACAGAGAGCUGGCGCAGGUGGUGGAGGUGUACGGUCUCCUGGCUCUGGGCAUGUCCCUGUGGAAUCAGCUGGUGGUGCCGGUCCUGUUCAUGGUCUUCUGGCUGGUUCUGUUCGCUCUGCAGAUCUACUCCUACUUCAGCACCAGAGACCAGCCCACCUCCAGAGAGAGGCUACUCUUCUUCUUUCUCACAAGCAUUGCAGAGUGCUGCAGCACCCCCUACUCUCUGCUGGGUUUGGUGUUCACUGUCUCCUUCGUGGCUCUGGGUGUCCUCACCCUCUGCAAGUUUUACCUGCAGGGAUACCGUGCCUUCAUGAACGACAACACAAUGAACAGGGGGAUGACGGAGGGUAUCACAUUGCUGAUCCUGGCUGUUCAGACAGGGCUGAUUGAGCUGCAGGUGAUUCACCGAGCAUUCCUCCUCAGCAUCAUUCUCUUCAUCGUAGUGGCCUCCAUCCUGCAGUCCAUGCUGGAGAUUGCUGACCCUAUCGUCCUCGCACUCGGAGCCUCUCGAGACAAGAGCCUGUGGAAGCACUUCCGUGCAGUGAGCCUCUGUCUCUUUCUCCUGGUGUUCCCAACCUACAUGGCCUACAUGAUCUGCCAGUUCUUCCACAUGGACUUUUGGCUUCUCAUCAUCAUCUCAAGCAGUAUUCUCACCUCCCUGCAGGUGCUGGGCACACUCUUAAUCUAUGUGCUGUUUAUGGUGGAGGAGUUCCGCAAAGAGCCAGUGGAGAACAUGGACGACGUCAUCUACUACGUCAACGGCACCUACCGGCUGCUGGAGUUCCUGGUGGCCCUUUGCGUGGUGGUCUACGGUGUCUCGGAGACCAUCUUUGGGGAGUGGACUGUCAUGGGGUCCACCAUCAUCUUCAUCCACUCCUACUACAAUGUGUGGUUGCGAGCUCAGCUGGGCUGGCAGAACUUCCUGCUGCGCCGAGAUGCCGUCAACAAGAUCAAAUGCCUGCCCAUGGCCACAGACGAGCAGCUCGAGAAACACAACGAUAUCUGUGCCAUCUGUUACCAGGAUAUGAAGUCGGCGGUAAUCACCCCCUGCAGUCACUUCUUCCACGCUAGCUGCCUCAAGAAAUGGCUGUACGUCCAGGAGACCUGCCCCCUUUGUCACAGCCAACUAAAAAGCCAAUCACAGCACGCCACAGCAGCUGCACCUCCUCAGGGGGCGGUGCAACCCCCAGCACAGGAAGUCCCCCAGAACCAGGAGAGGGCUGAGCAGGAGAACCCUCCUCCGGAAGAGCAGGGGAGCCAGGGGACACCCUUACAAGAGGGAUCUGGCUCCAGCAGCAGAGACUCGCCAGGGGAGGGACAAUCUGGGGGUUCAAGCAGCACUGUGCUGAAAUCUCCAGAUACCCAGAGGCAGCCCAAACUGGAAUGCCAAGGCAGCAGUCUAGAGGGACUAACAACUGUCCCAGGUGUCCAAGCCAGUAGACAGGAGGCUUACUGUUCAUCUCCACACUGCACUGCUGGAUCGAAUGAUUCAGAAAGCAUGAAUACACAUUCCAGUGUAGGGGUUUUAAAGGAGCAUCAGUGAGACUCUGAGGUACCCAGUCAUCACAUUGCUGGAUGUUUACAGGAUUCCCCAGGGAUACCAGAAGAGGCAGUUGAGAGGCUUGCAGAAUCUGUGAGGACACUUUCAAAUGAAAAUUCUUGUUUUUAAAAUGGGCGUCAGCAGCCAUUAGAGUAAAGGAAACUCAACAGUAAAGACAGAAUGUAAACCUUGGUAUAUAAAUGCGUCUGUGUUUGCUAGAUCUGAACACCGUGACUGUUAAAAAGGAAGGUCGAGGUCAACAUUUCGUAGAUGCAAAUCUAAUGUGAACAGCACAGACCUGAAGAAUGUGUUUUACUAGAAGCUUUAAGCACGCUUAGGCUAGCAUGCUGCCACUGUCUUGUUUAAGCUGUAUUUCUUUUUUUUUUUUUUUUUUUUUUAAUAUUAUGCCACUGCAUUUGCACAGAUGUAACUUAUAGCAAUGCUACAAAGUUGUCUUGUAAGGUACCAAAUGCUUUUUUGGUGCAUAUGAAGAAAAUACAUAGUUACACAUAAAUAAAAUGUAACUUUUUGAUAUACAGUAUUGUGCAGUACCAGCUAAAGUGAAGUGGACUGAAGCUUAUGUGAACACUUUUGUGACCCCUUGAGGAUAAAAGUGGGAUGAGCUUUUGACCAUGGAUAAGGGCUUGGUGCAAGCAAAAAAAAAAAAAGUGUUAUUUGGCAUUAAUUUGCAUUUGUGAGAAUGAAUACAUUGUGUAUGAUUAAACUUGGCAAAUGCCAUUUUUGUAGCAUCUAGAAAUCUUUUGUGCACUUUCUCAUGAAGGGAAAGGCAGCUUGUGAAGUGUAUACAUUUUUACAUUCAUCAUGAACUAGAUUUGUUUAGACAUUUCUUUUAUUUUUUUGAAUGAAGAGACUUUUUUUUUUUUUUUUUUUUAAACUUGACAUUUUUUGUGUCAAUGAAUACUGUCAGUUUUAUUUGUGAUCAUGGAAGAGAGCUGACUUACUUAAAGUCCUAUUUUAUUUUACAAAACUGAAUGUCUAAAUAAACUAAAAUCAUGAAUUGCA
Molecule: messenger RNA, 3452 nt
Organism: Acipenser ruthenus (sterlet)
Lineage: Eukaryota; Metazoa; Chordata; Actinopteri; Acipenseriformes; Acipenseridae
Product: RING finger protein 145-like
Exons: 11
Coding region: 285-2432 (715 amino acids)
Cellular component (GO): endomembrane system; endoplasmic reticulum
Molecular function (GO): zinc ion binding; ubiquitin protein ligase activity
Source: RefSeq, a predicted model, not a curated record